CUCCAAUUUGACCCGAUCUCUCUCUAUACUCUACUACAGGAGCGCUCUUACAUCACAAUGGGAAAACUAAACAUAGCGCACCACAAAUCGUACCAUCCCUACCGUCAAGAUAACAUCGCCCGAGUCAGGCGUGAUGAAGAAGAGGCGAGACGGAAAGGUGUAGAGGAGGAAGAUAGGGCGUUAUUGGCUGACUCCGAGUCACGCUUGGAUGCGCUGCGCCAGCGGGUCGAAUCGACUGGCGAAGAGAAUACACAUAGAGACGACGACGAAGCUGCCGCGGGACCAUCAAGACCACCAACACUGGCUAAUGAAGAAGUACCCAUUUCUUCUUCGUUGUCGAAUUCGUCGAGUAGACAUAUAAACUUGUUUGAGGAUCUGGAGCAGCAAUCUGCGGUUCUCGCCGCCCGUGCGUCGAAGAAGGGACCGGUCGUGACGGCGGAGGACAGAGGCUUCGCGCUCGCGCCUACGAAGAAAGAUCUGAAUCCGUGGUACUCUUCCAAGGGAUCGAGGGAGGCUGACCGUGAUGUAGCGGACGAUGAAGAUUGUAGAGAGAGGAAGAAGGGCGAUGACCGACGACGCCGCGACCAAGCGCGCAAAUCAGCGCACGACCCGCUCGCGUCUAUACCCCGCCAUCUCCUGAAUUCUACCUCUCACCCAUCGUCGUCCUCGUCCUCUUCACGUCCCUCAAAAUAUCCGCCACGGCUUUCGACAGCCUCCACCUCCUCACACGACCGCACAAUGCCACCACCCCCUGCACCCCCACCAGCACACACAGUUGAAGCCCGUCUUACUCGCGAAUCAUCCGAACGCGCACGGGCUCAAGAAUUACUUCGUCGGAAACAAAAAGAGAGGGAGAGGGAGAUGAUGAGUAAUUCGAGCGUUACUGGGACACCGAGUACGGUGCAUGGUGGGACGAGCGAUAUGUAUAAUCGGGAGGAGGUGGAGGAGGCGAGGAGACAUAAGUUUGGUGGGCGUGAGGGGCACGGAGAAAGGAGGGAUGGGUGGAAGGAGAAAGGGUGGGAUGAUGAUAUGAGGGAUGGGAGGAGGGAUGUGAAGGCUGCGGGUGGGAGGAGCGUGGAUGGAGGUGGGAGGCGUUCUUGGGAUAGGAGAUGA
Molecule: messenger RNA, 1113 nt
Organism: Stereum hirsutum FP-91666 SS1
Lineage: Eukaryota; Fungi; Basidiomycota; Agaricomycetes; Russulales; Stereaceae
Exons: 4
Coding region: 58-1113 (351 amino acids)
Source: RefSeq, a predicted model, not a curated record